This is a messenger RNA of Culex quinquefasciatus (southern house mosquito), 2727 nucleotides long. Its product is annotated as oxysterol-binding protein-related protein 2. The coding region runs from base 334 to 1758 and encodes 474 amino acids. The transcript has 8 exons. Lineage: Eukaryota; Metazoa; Arthropoda; Insecta; Diptera; Culicidae. Gene Ontology annotation, cellular component: cytosol; membrane; intracellular membrane-bounded organelle. The record is from RefSeq and is a predicted model, not a curated record. Gene Ontology annotation, molecular function: sterol binding.
UUACAUUGAUAGUUAUGGACGAGUUGAAAAGAAGCCAAACGAAAAAAACAGUGUAUUUGAAGUGAUUGAAAAAUUUAUGCUAAUAAGUUUGUGGGUUUUGAGAAUUUUCGAGAAAAACACUCAAAAUGAUUUCCAACAAGUAACUACUAGCUAAAAAGGCAGCAGCAGCAGCCCCGAAACGCCCUUAAAUUUACGACGAAUUUGCUGCGCCACCAGGAAAAGCUCCCUCUAAUGGUAGUGUUGUAGUGGAACGUUAAUUUUGAAAAAAAAAAAACAAGCAGCUUGAUUAAGAAAAAAAGAACAUUUGAACACACAUUUUUUUUCGGCUCGAAUAUGGCGGAAAGUGUGUCCUCCUCUUCCUCCUCUCAUGAACAUGACGGACAGAAAGACAAUCUCAGAACCUCGCUGCCGGUGCCCAUGUUCUCGCGGAAUGACUUCAACAUCUGGUCAGUGCUGAAGAAUUGCAUCGGUAAGGAGCUAAGCAAAAUCACCAUGCCCGUCGUCUUCAACGAGCCGCUGAGCUUCCUCCAGCGGAUGACCGAGUACAUGGAGUACGCCCGGCUGCUCCGGAUAGCCGCACAACAGCAGGACCCGGUCGAGCGGCUCAAGUUUGUGUCGGCGUUUGCCGUGUCCGCGCUGGCCUCCAACUGGGAGCGGCUGGGCAAGCCGUUCAACCCACUGCUGGGCGAAACGUACGAACUCACACGGCCCGACUUCCGGAUCAUAUGCGAACAGGUCUCCCACCACCCGCCGAUAUCGGCGUUCCACGCGGACUGCCCGGACGGGUUCACCUUCCACGGGUCGAUCCACCCGAAGCUCAAGUUCUGGGGCAAGAGCGUCGAGAUCCAGCCCAAGGGCACGGUCACGGUGGAGCUGCCGGGCCACGGCGAGGCGUACUCGUGGAACAACGUCAACUGCUGCGUGCACAACAUAAUCGUCGGCAAGCUGUGGAUCGAGCAGUACGGCACGAUGGAGGUCGUGAGCCACGAGCACGGGCUGAAGGCCACGCUGACGUUCAAGACGGCCGGCGCCGGGAACAAGGAUCUGCACCGGGUCGAGGGGUACAUUUCGGACCGGAGCAAACGCCGAACGCACUUCCUGUACGGCAAGUGGACCGAGUUCAUCAAGUGCACGGACUACGCUUCGUACGAGGAGUACUGCAAAGAGAACGGCUACAAGUUCAAGCGGGCUGAUGAGCGCAGCAAGAGCCCGAACGAGUCCCCGGGAAAUACUCCGAGGAAGGUCCUGUCCAAGCUCAACAGCAUCAAGCUCAGCUCGUUCAAGAGCUUGUCGAUAUCGGAGCCGGACGACCCGCCGGAACCGGCCGACGGUGGGGACAUCCCCAAGAGCGACUCCACCUACUCGAUCGACAUUCCCAACUCGGUGACGCUGUGGGAGGCGGAACCGCGGCCCGGAAAUACCGCCGAGUACUACCAGUUUACACGGUUUGCCAUGUCGCUGAACCAGAUGGAGGACCACAUGCGUGGACCGCAGCGGCCACUGUGUCCGACGGAUUCGCGGCUGCGGCCCGAUAUUCGCAAGCUGGAGAAGGGAGACAUGGACGGUGCGGCGGCGGAGAAGACGCGCCUCGAGGAGAAGCAGCGCGAAAACCGGAAGAAGUGUAAAAAGGCCGAUGAGAGCAUCUUUCCGAGAUGGUUCAAACAGGCCGUCAACCCUCACACGAAGCAGGACGACUGGCUGUACAAGGGCGGCUACUGGGAGCGCACGGACGAUUCGAUGGUGAUGGAGAUCUUCUAAGAUGUGUCUGUUGAAAAGAGAAACCGUUUGUGCAGGGCAACAUUUUAAAACCACUCAAAUUUGGGAGAGGGGCGGGAAACUUCCAAUUUGGUGUUCCAUCAUCAACAUAAAAAAGCAAAAUCAUAUUACAUAAAAGGUGUAAAAGCUUCUUACUUUUCUAAGAAGUGUUGAAAAGAGUCAUUUUCGUUGAAAGAAAACAAAGAAUUAAUGCUAGAAAUGCUUCGGGCAAAGCUGUGCCAACGAAUGAGUUAAGGAAAAGCAUACACUGCAUAACACUGACAACCAUAAAUAAUCGCAUAAAUUCAUGUUUUAGCAAGACAGACCAAUAAACCACAUUUAGAAGCAAACAGGCAGGUUAAAUUGGAGUUGUUUUGAACGCUAAAAAUCGGUUAACCUAGCAAUAAAUUGUUACCAGAAAAUAUAACAAAAAAACAACAUUUAGAAACAUGUUUAACUGCUUUCAUUUUAGUUUGAUGCACAGUGUAAAACGCAAAAAAAGAUGUGUUUUAAAAAAUAGUUAAGAAAUUCCAGCCAACGAGGCAAUAAAUUGCUACCAUACAAAAUUCGACAAUAUCAUUAUAAUCGUUAGAAGAAGCAAACUAAAAAAAAGAGUCACAACUUCUGAGCGUUUCCGGUAGUACUAACUGUAAGGUCAAAAUCAGCCAGAAUCAACUCGAAUAUAAUUUGACGUCAAUUACCGUAUACUGUAUAGUUUUUCUAAACAUUAACCAUUACGGGAUGUUCGAAAUUGAGAUUCUUUGUUCUUUCAUUUCCGCUGGUCAGAAUUAUCUAUAGAAGAAGAAGCAAAAGUUCGACGUGGACCAACGUUGGGCGCAAACUGACAAUGGGUGUGCUUUUUUUGGAAGUAGUACUAACACUAUUUAUUCGCUAGUGAACAUUGCACUUUGCGUUAGGGUGGGAGGUUGUUCUUAAACAGUUUAUCAAAUAUAUUAAAAACAAGCUAAACCC